CCACCUCUGCUAUUACCGUCGGCCAUGUCGCUCCCCGUCGCACAACGGUCACAGAUGGCUGUGUGAGAGUCAACAACCGGUCUCGAAGUGCAAUUGUGUUUUCGGUGUAAUCGCGUCGUCGAGAUUUGAGAUUUCCGGUUGCUCGUCGUGUCACAGGACAGCAAUAUCCGUGACACCGGUUACUCGCCGUCGUUCUUCCUUGUUGUCUUCUCUUCGUUGUUGCGCUUCCUGCGGCUACCGCCUUCAUUUCACCGUCUCUUUCGAUCAGUGACGUAUCCGGUGAUCGUCAGAGACGCGACGGAGCCAUCGAGGAUGAGCACGAACAACAUGCAGGCGCUAUUUGCGUGCUCACGCUGCUUCUCCAGACAUCCCUUCGAGGACUUGUCGCCCGGUCAACAAUUGUGCAAGGAAUGCAGAGGAGCUUUUCCUGUCGUAAAAUGUACUUACUGCAGAUCGGAAUUUCAACAGACCAUAAAAGGCAACACGAGCACUAUAUGUAAAAAAUGCGAGCAGAAUGUAAAGUCCUAUGGCAAGCCAUCGGCUUGCGAAUAUUGCAACACCAUUGCCGCGUUCAUCGGCAGCAAGUGCCAACGGUGUACAAACUCGGAGAAACGCUAUGGACCACCGGUGACCUGUGAGCAGUGUAAGCAAAAGUGUGCCUUUGACAGACAAGACGAAGACAAAAAGGUAGAUGGCAAGUUAUUGUGUUGGCUUUGCACGUUGUCGUACAAACGAGCACUGGCAAAGACAAAGCAAUCAGAUGCUGAGAGGAGGGCACAUAUGAAACUGGCGCAACAACGGGCUGCAAAACACAAAGAACAAAAACUGAAGGGUCACAAUAAGAGACCGCAUCGAGUCGACGUGACGAAAUUACCGCCGCAAUCCGAGGGCGGGGACGCAAAUGGGCCUACACCGGCAAAAGUUGUACGAAUGGGCGGUAUACAUGAUCCGCACGAUCCUAAUAGCUCGGAUCACGUGGUGGCGGUCACGCAGCUCAAGGAAAAAAUAGCGAAUUUGCAAAAGCAGAUCAGCAUAAAGGAGAGUCAGUUAUUGGCGAAGGACAGACAGAUCACAGAGCUGAAAGCAAAGAAUUUUACGUCUGAGACCGAACUACGUAACAAGAUGAAAGCGUCAGAGAAGGAAUACGAGACGAAGAUCUCCAACAUGCAGCACAAAAUAUCGAGUCUACUGAAGGAAGUGGCGUCGUUAUCGAAGACAUCCAAGCGAGGUGAUCGAGUAGCAGCCACGAAGACGGAAGCCGGGACCAAUAGCGGCAGCGGUACGGACAGUCCCGUGCCUUGAUAAGGUAAAACGAUACAUGUUACAGUUAUUGCUGCCGUUUUCACGAUGUGUUUCGCGUCUCCGAUGGCGGUUAAGUGAGAAAUUGCGCUUGCGCGCGAUGACGGCGACGCGCGAAGAGUCACAUCGUCGCUGCAAACAGUCAGUAACAGUGGAUGAAGAGUUUCGUUUCACCAAUUGUUUCCAGGGAAUUCGAGCUUUGUGAUAGCAUCUCGAAUGUCCACGCGUUCCGUAUGAUGAAACGUGGCGCAUUACCGCAUAGUUAAUUGUUUCCAUUAACACACAAGACGAAGAAAUUGUAUUAUUUUUCUAAUUACCAUAUAGAACUGUAUAAUUAUAUUAUCAGAUUGAGUCCGCGUGCGUUACCGUGCGCGAUAAGUCUCUCGCUCGUGUCUCCGUUUAGGGGAGAUUGAUGAUGAUGAUGCAGAUGCGAGAAUUUAUAUGUAGAAUUUAGAUAGCUUCCUGCCGUUUUAUUUUCCCUUCUCGUUUUUCGACGACAAAGUUUCGUGCGACGACUCGUUCGAUGCGUCGCGGCAGCGUCGAUCUCGCCGAAGGACUGACGAAAAUCCGAGAGUCGAUACGAAUCGUAAUGCAGUUUUUUUACGAUGAGAUCAUGCGAAACUUUCGAGGAGUCUUUCGGGAUGAGUAUCCCGAAAUCGACUAAUUGUACAUGUACGUGGAUACGAUCAUUGACAGCGCAAUGUUGCUGUGCUGCAUUUUAUUAUUUAUACGAUGAUGUAAGCAAUGACGAUGAAAUCAGGAAAUCAUUCUAUGGUGAUUGUAGAUGAAUUUAUAAUAAAACUUUGAAAACUAGUC
Molecule: messenger RNA, 2115 nt
Organism: Ooceraea biroi (clonal raider ant)
Lineage: Eukaryota; Metazoa; Arthropoda; Insecta; Hymenoptera; Formicidae
Product: protein FAM76A
Cellular component (GO): nuclear speck
Source: RefSeq, a predicted model, not a curated record